AUGGUGAAUCUAUCUCGUACUCUCGGCAGCGACAGAGUCAGAUUUUCGCGCGACACAAAGCUGUCUGACUACGAGAAACAGAGACGGUCAUCUGCUGCUAGCGACUUCUUGGAAGGAAGCUCGCGCGCGUCCACAGCAGCCCGUUCUGACAAACUCGAUCGGUACAGACCUCUCAGCACAUCCAGUUCGCGCGCACGAACCGGGUCGCCAAGGUCGAUUCUGCGCUCGAGCUCUCGGGACAGAAAAUCGUACGAGCUUUUGGGCGAGUCGCCGAUCCGCAGCAUUCCAAACGCCAGACGGUUCGAAACAGACGAUAUUCUCAGCUCUAUCAAGAAGAAACGGUAUCCUGUGCUGGACACCAAGUCGCGCGUGACCAAGGUGUCCAAACCUGCGUCCGCACGGCUUCACGACGGCCUGUUGGGCUCGCUCACGUCAAUCGGCUCCAAACUGCUGCAAUCCGUCCUGUACAGCGAAUCCAAGGAUAUUGCACAGCCCGAACCUGAGCCGGAAAGCGUGAGGGUGAGGUCCCUGGAGCGGCCUUUGGAGCGGUCAGUUUCUGUGGAACCCGUUUCGUACGGGAUUGAGCGCAAUAUAAACGACAAGUUCGAGAGUCUGGCCAGCAUGAUCCGCGAUCUGAAGACCGAGGAAAAGGACUCGGUGAUGGAUAAAUUGGCAGAGGUUAAGGGAGAGCUACUUAAUCUCCGCGCGACACAGGAACUGAUCAAUUCGCGGUUCGAAGAAAGAUACGAGGAGCUCAAGAUCGAGAACGAGCUCAACAAGCGCAAGUUCGAAAAAUUAUUCACUGAGCUGGAGUCCAAGCGCAACGAGCUUGAUAAGGAAAAAACAGAGUUCAUCAAGCUGCUACAAAAGGAGAACAGGAAAAGGUAUGUUGAAGACUCGGACGAGGAAGAAGUUUACAAGAAACGAAAGGUGGUGAAAGAGUCUGCGCGAGACAAAAUCGACAAGAUGCGCCAAAGAAACAAACUGAUGGCCCAUGACAUUUCUGAGAGCAUCUCUGAAGCUAAAAAGAUAAGUAGCAUGAUAUAA
Messenger RNA from Ogataea philodendri, 1047 nucleotides. RefSeq lists its product as uncharacterized. The coding region runs from base 1 to 1047 and encodes 348 amino acids. The transcript has a single exon. The record is from RefSeq and is a predicted model, not a curated record. Lineage: Eukaryota; Fungi; Ascomycota; Pichiomycetes; Pichiales; Pichiaceae.